AUGGAGGGCGCCUUUACCCAUAUGGGCAACCACCUGGUGUCCGACUCGGCCGCCACUAUUAACGCGGGUGACGUCGACGAAGGCAUUCUCGAUGGUGACCUGGCCCGCGGUAGCCUUUCGCGGAGACGACGCGUGGACGACGACGAGGAAUUCGAUGAGGAUGACCUAGAGAGUAUGGCGAGCAUGCCUGUGGGCGGAGCCAACGGGCAGGCGGCUGCGAGGCAAGAGGACGCUGAGGUGGAACUGCCUAGCCACGCCUGUGCCUACUGCGGCAUUCACAACGCAGGCAGCGUGGUCAAGUGCCUGGCCUGCAGCAAGUGGUUCUGCAGUGCGCGCGGCAACUCGUCGUCGUCGCACAUCAUCAAUCACCUUGUGCGCGCCCGCCACAAGGAAGUCCAGCUCCACCCCGCCUCCUCGCUCGGCGACACGACACUAGAAUGCUACAACUGCGGCACCAAGAACGUCUUCCUCCUGGGCUUCAUCCCCGCCAAAUCCGACACCGUCGUCGUCCUGCUCUGUCGCCAGCCAUGCGCUGCCAUGCCCUCACAGAAAGACAUGAAUUGGGACACGUCGCGCUGGCAGCCGCUCAUCGAAGAUCGCUCCUUCCUCCCUUGGCUGGUUCCCGCCCCCACCGACCAAGAGCAGCUCCGCGCCCGCCACCUCAGCCCCCAGACCAUCGCGAAGCUCGAAGAACUGUGGAAGGACAACCAGAAUGCGACGAUUGCAGAUCUCGAAAAGGGCGCCGGCCAAGAGGAGGUCAUUGCAAAGGUGCUGCUCCGUUACGAUGAUGCCUUCCAAUAUCAGAAUGUGUUUGGCCCUCUGGUCAAGAUCGAGGCCGACUAUGAUCGCAAGUUGAAGGAGUCGCAGUCGCAGGACAAUCUGGUCGUACGCUGGGACAUGGCACUCAACAACAAGCACACUGCUAGCUUCAUUCUCCCUAAGCUGGAACUGGGUGACGUCAAGCUGGCGGUCGGUGACGAGAUGCGCCUCCGCUAUACUGGAGAGCUUCGCCCCCACUGGGAAGGCGUUGGUUAUGUCAUCAAGAUUCCCAACAACCAGUCGGACGAGGUCACAAUCGAACUGCGCACCAAGGGUGACCACAAGUCCGUCCCCACCGAGUGCACACACAACUUCAGCGCCGACUACGUCUGGAAAGCCACCUCCUUUGACCGCAUGCAGCACGCCAUGAAGACAUUCGCCAUCGACGAGAUGAGUGUUUCCGGCUACAUCUUUCACCGUCUGCUUGGCCACGAGGUGGCUUCAGCACCCAUGAAGAUUUCGAUUCCCCGCAAAUUCAGUGUCCCCGGUCUUCCUGAGCUCAAUGCCAGUCAGAUCAAUGCUGUCAAGAGCGUCCUUCAGAAGCCUUUGAGCUUGAUCCAAGGUCCUCCUGGUACGGGAAAGACAGUUACUUCGGCUACCAUUAUAUACCACCUCUGCAAGAUUAGCGGAAGUCAGGUUUUGGUCUGCGCACCAUCCAACGUCGCUGUCGAUCAAUUGUGCGAACGGAUUCAUCUCACUGGACUAAAGACUGUCCGUGUGACGGCCAAGUCUCGGGAGGAUGUCGAAUCACCCGUUGGCUUCCUGUCUCUUCAUGAGCAGGUCCGCAUGAAUGACACCAAUGUCGAGCUGAACAAGUUGAACCAGCUCAAGAGCGACGUGGGCGAACUGUCGAGCCAAGAUGAGAAGAAGUUCAAGCAGCUUACUCGCGCGGCUGAGCGCGAGAUCUUGAACGCUGCAGAUGUCAUCUGCUGUACUUGCGUUGGAGCUGGUGACCCUCGUCUGUCCAAGAUGAAGUUCCGCACCGUCCUGAUCGAUGAGUCGACCCAAUCUGCCGAACCCGAGUGCAUGAUUCCUCUGGUCCUCGGAUGCAAGCAAGUUGUUCUUGUAGGUGACCACCAGCAACUUGGCCCAGUCAUCAUGAACAAGAAGGCCGCUACGGCUGGUUUGAACCAAUCCUUGUUUGAGCGUCUGGUCAUUCUCGGUUGCUCUCCCAUCCGACUUCAGGUUCAGUACCGCAUGCACCCUUGUCUCUCCGAAUUUCCUUCCAACAUGUUCUACGAGGGAUCCCUUCAGAAUGGCGUUACUAUGCAGGAGCGCAUUCGUCGUGAUGUCGACUUUCCCUGGCCAGUUGUCGACAGUCCAAUGAUGUUUUGGUCCAACCUUGGCGUUGAGGAGAUCUCUGCCUCGGGAACAUCUUAUCUCAAUCGUACAGAGGCUCAGAAUGUCGAGAAAAUUGUCACUCGCUUUUUCAAAGCUGGUGUUCAGCCGAGUGAUAUUGGAAUCAUCACGCCAUAUGAAGGCCAGCGCAGUUACGUUGUUAGUUCGAUGCAAGCCACUGGUAGCUUCAAGAAGGAGAAUUACAAGGAGGUCGAGGUUGCUUCAGUCGAUGCUUUCCAGGGUCGUGAAAAGGACUUUAUCAUUCUCUCCUGCGUUCGUUCCAACGACCACCAGGGCAUCGGUUUCUUGAGCGAUCCUCGUCGUCUCAACGUUGCUCUCACACGAGCCAAGUAUGGUCUAGUCAUCCUAGGUAACCCCAAGGUUCUAUCCAAGCAUCCGCUAUGGCACUACCUUCUCCUGCACUUCAAAGAACGCAACUGUCUUGUUGAGGGACCCUUGACCAACCUCCAAGUGUCUCUUCUCCAGUUCAGCCGUCCCAAGCAGACCUACCGGGGCCCCCAGCGCUACCAGAUGGCCUACCAGCACGCCAACGCCAUGACAUCGGGACGCCAGGCCAGCUGGAACGGUGGCAAGCCCACACGCCAAGAGUACAACGACAACGGUUCGAUUGUUGGCUAUAUCCCGGAUGAUGUGUCUUCGGUGCACUCCUCUGCCCUCGGUGGUGUCGGAGUCUCUUCCAACUACCCUCCCAUGUUCUCUAACUUCCAGGAGUCUUGGCCCCUUCCAGGCCGCCCCAACGGUAAAGGCAAGAAUGGCGCUCCUGCAAGUGUUGCUGGUGAAUCUGUCGCUGCUAGCGAGCUCACAGACACUCGCAGCGACGCACCCGGAGGCAUCAGUCUCUCUGGCCUAAGCUUGAACGACUACAACAAGCCAACCUCCAUGAGCCAAUCUGACAGACUCAGCCGCUUUGUCGAAUCCACUCGUCAAGGCCCCAACAUGAGCGCUGGAUUCGGUGCUGGCCGUGGUCUACGCAGUGGUAUAGGUGGCUUCGGUGACGACGACGACGCCCGCAGUGUCUCAACUGCGUUUGCUAGUCAGAUUGGCGGUGGAACGGCUUAUGACUGA
Messenger RNA from Plenodomus lingam JN3, 3243 nucleotides. RefSeq lists its product as uncharacterized. Gene Ontology annotation, molecular function: RNA binding; RNA helicase activity; zinc ion binding. Gene Ontology annotation, biological process: nuclear-transcribed mRNA catabolic process, nonsense-mediated decay. The record is from RefSeq and is a predicted model, not a curated record. Lineage: Eukaryota; Fungi; Ascomycota; Dothideomycetes; Pleosporales; Leptosphaeriaceae. Gene Ontology annotation, cellular component: cytoplasm.